CUGGUUUACAACUUGAUUACAUUGGCCCUUUAGCAAGAGCGGCCAGGGGUAAUCAGUGUUGUUUGUUCCGGGGCUCUGGUCUGAUUCCUGGGUUAACUCGGUUGCAAUGUAGAUGCAGGAGGGAUUGGGAUAGCGCUGAGGCUCACGCACAGGUUUAUGUCACAGUGCAAACAGACUCAGUAUGUCCCAGCUUACCAGUUUCACCCCAGAUCCCUGCUCCACUUAACAUACAGCUCUUUGGUAAGUGUACAGGGAAACCAAGAUUGAACAAAGCAUGGAGGUUCAGUCGUAGGAAGUAGGAAUAUUGGACACAAACGGUUACAAUAAAAUAAAAUUGUAACUCGCCUUCUAAAGGCUAGACUUAAUUAACAAGACAUGCAUGCCUACCAAUGUGUAGCUCCCCCACCAUUCUCACACCAUUAUAGAGCCAAGGAGGCUGUGAUCCCUCUCCCAAUGGACAACCUGUGCUGUCAGCUGGCCUCCUCGGUGAACGAUCCAGUGUGUCUCUCUUGGGCUUAGAUAUAGAGUUUAUCCCCUCCUCUUUCUCUCCUCUGGGGAAGGGUUGCGGGUGGGGGGUGGGGGAAUUCAUUUCCUGAUUUCUUUGAUCUCUCUGGUAUUUAUUUUGGUUCCUUCCCCCCCUUUUCCAUUCCUCUGUCGGUGGUUUUCUGUCUCCCCGGCACAGGGGGUGGCCCAUAUCUGGAUUCUCAGCAUAAUACAGUCUCCAGGAGAUGCAAAGGGGACGUUUUCUGUGCUUGGCCCCAGACCAAAGCCUGUGAGAGUCAGCGCAGGGCAGAGGAAAGUGUCAGGAGCUGCUCACACCUUAUGAGAUGUCGGAGCAUCCUCACGGGCGAGAGACCCUACACAUGCUCUGAGGGUGGGAAAAGCUUCAGCCAGAGCUCCUCGCUGAUUAGACACCAGCAAAUCCACAUAGGGAAGACCCCGUUCGUGUGUGCCGAGUGCGGGAAACGCUUUAGCCAGCGCUCAUCCCUGGUCACGCACCGGAGAAUCCACACCAGCGAGAUGCUCUACACCUGCGCCGAGUGUGGGAAAAGCUUCCGGCAGAGCUCAAACCUGAUCACGCACCAGAGAAUCCACACCGGCGAGACGCCCUACACCUGCGCCGAGUGUGGGAAAAGCUUCCAGCAGAGGUCAAACCUGAUCACGCACCAGAGAAUCCACACCGGCGAGACGCCCUACACCUGCACCAAGUGCGGGAAAAGCUUCCAGCAGAGGUCAAACCUGAUCACGCACCAGAGAAUCCACACCAGCGAGACGCCCUACACCUGCACCAAGUGCGGGAAAAGCUUCCGGCAGAGCUCAAACCUCCUCACACACCGGAAGAUCCACACCAGGGAGAUGCCCUACACCUGCGCCGGGUGCGGGAAACACUUCAGUCAGAGCUCGACCUUCAUUCGUCAUCAGACCAUCCACACCGGCGAGACGCCCUACACCUGCGCCGAGUGUGGGAAAAGCUUCCAGCAGAGGUCAAACCUGAUCACGCACCGGAGAAUCCACACCAGCGAGACGCCCUACACCUGCACCAAGUGCGGGAAAAGCUUCCGGCAGAGCUCAAACCUCAUCACACACUGGAAGAUCCACACCAGAGAGAUGCCCUACACCUGCGCCGACUGCGGGAAACACUUCAGUCAGAGCUCGAACUUCAUUCGUCAUCAGACCAUCCACACCGGCAAGACACCCUACCCAUGCUCUGAGUGUGGGAAAAGCUUCAGCCAGAGUUCCUCGCUUAUUAGACACCAGCGAAUCCACACAGGAGAGACCCCGUUCGCGUGUGCCGAGUGCGGGAAACGCUUUAGCCAGCGUUCAUCCCUGGUCACCCACCGGAGAAUCCACACCGGCGAGACGCCCUACACCUGCGCCGAGUGCGGGAAAAGCUUCCGGCGGAGCUCAAACCUGAUCACGCACCAGAGAAUCCACACCGGCGAGAUGCCCUACACCUGCGCCGAGUGUGGGAAAAGCUUCAGGCAGAGCUCAAACCUCAUCACACAUUGGAGGAUCCACACCGGGGAGAUGCCCUACACCUGCGCCGAGUGCGGGAAAUGCUUCAGUCAGAGCUCGACCUUCAUUCGACAUCAGACAAUCCACACUGGGGAGACGCCCUAUGCCUGCUCUGAGUGCGGGAAAAGUUUCAAUCGGUGCUCUGCCAUGAUCACGCACCAGAGGAUCCACACAGGAGAGACGCCCUAUGCCUGCACCGAGUGCGGGAAACGCUUCAGUCUGAGCUCGACCCUCAUUGCACAUCGGAGGAUCCACACGGGAGACAUGCCCUACACCUGCGCCGAGUGUGGGAAAAGCUUCCGGCAGAGCUCAAACCUGAACACCCAUCGGAGGAUCCACACCGGGGAGAUGCCUUAUGCCUGCGCCGAGUGCGGGAAAUGCUUCAGUCAGAGAUCCACCUUUAUUAGACAUCGGCGCGUCCACACGGGGGAGACACCGUACACGUGCUCUGAGUGUGGGAAAAGCUUCAGCCAGAGCUCGACCCUCAUCACACAUUGGAGAAUCCACAUGGAAGAGGCUCCCUACGCAUGCUCCGAGUGUGGGAAACGUUUUAGCCACAGUUCUGCCCUUAUUAGACAUCUGAGGAUCCACACUGGGGAGACCCCUUACCCAUGCUCCGAGUGCGGGAAACGUUUUAGCCACAGCUCUGCCUUGACCACGCACUGGAGAAUCCACACGGGAGAGACGCCCUACGAAUGCUCCGAGUGCGGGAAAAGCUUCCGGCGGAGCUCCGGCCUCCGCACCCAUUGGAGGAUCCACACCGGCGAGACACCCUACACGUGCUCCGAGUGCGGGAAAAGCUUCAGCCACAGCUCCACCCUGACCACCCACCGGAGAAUCCACACCGGGGAAAUGCCCUACACUUGCGCCGAGUGCGGGAAAUGCUUCCGGCAGAGAUCCAGUCUCAUCACACACCGGAGGAUUCACACUGGAGAGACGCCCUACACCUGCUCCGAGUGUGGGAAAAGCUUCCGGCAGAGCUCAAACCUUAUAGCUCACCAGAGAAUCCACAUGGGGGAGACACGCUGAACGUGGUCUGAGUGCGAGAAAAGCUUCAGUUAUGGCUCAUCCUUCCUUAGACACCAGAGAAUCCCCACUGGUGAGAGACCUUAUAUGUGCUCCGAGUGUGGGAAAAUCUUCAGUCAGAACUCAAACCUUA
Messenger RNA from Gopherus evgoodei (Goodes thornscrub tortoise), 3175 nucleotides. Its product is annotated as zinc finger protein 850-like. The transcript has 2 exons. Lineage: Eukaryota; Metazoa; Chordata; Testudines; Testudinidae. The record is from RefSeq and is a predicted model, not a curated record. The coding region runs from base 823 to 3045 and encodes 740 amino acids. Gene Ontology annotation, cellular component: nucleus. Gene Ontology annotation, biological process: regulation of transcription by RNA polymerase II; central nervous system development. Gene Ontology annotation, molecular function: DNA-binding transcription factor activity, RNA polymerase II-specific; RNA polymerase II cis-regulatory region sequence-specific DNA binding.